Molecule: messenger RNA, 880 nt
Organism: Culex quinquefasciatus (southern house mosquito)
Lineage: Eukaryota; Metazoa; Arthropoda; Insecta; Diptera; Culicidae
Exons: 1
Coding region: 137-805 (222 amino acids)
Molecular function (GO): N-acetyltransferase activity
Source: RefSeq, a predicted model, not a curated record
ACUUGCUGUGGUUCGAAUAGCUCACGCUGCUCAAUAUUAAGACUGUCGUGAUUCCCAUUACUUAACAGUUAUUACCGAUCAGAAGGGAGUUCCCGGCUGAAACUUGUCUCGCUCUGCAAAUCUCAAAGUGUGUGACAUGAACGCGAUGGAGCAAACCUCGGAGACGAACCUCGUUUUUCGACGGGCCACCGGCGAGGACCGGGAGGCUGUCCGCGAGGCCAUGGCCAAGUUUUUCUACGCCGAGGAGACCGUUACGGUGUGUUACUACAACGGCAGCGAGGUAACGCGGGACGAUAUGGAGUUUUCGUUGUCGCUGAUCGAGCACGGUUACGUCACGCUGGCACUGGACGGUGACCGGAUCGUGGGGCUCACCGGAGCUGGAACGAUCGCGGCGGACGAGGCGGCCAAGCUGCGUGAACAAGCCGAAGCAGCGGAAACGGAAAAGUUUGGAGAUAUUUUGCGCUUUUUGGCGCACAUGGCCGAACACGGGAACGUCUGCAAGCGAUUCGGAGUGGAGCAGGCGUUCCACGUGUACUUCAUUGCCGUCGAUCCGGACCUCCGCGGGAAGAGUCUGGCCAAGCAGCUGAUGGAGAUGCAGUUUGAGCUGGCGGCACAGCUGGGCGUUGCGGUGAUGAGCGGGGACAUUACCAACAUUCACGCGGGGAGAAUGGCUCUAGGAAUGGGACUGGAGUGUGUCUACACGGUGCUGUUCAACGACUACCGGGACGAAAAGUCCGGCCGGCAGGUGUUUGUGACGCAGGAACCGCACGAAGCGAGGACGUUUGUGGCGAAGCUGGAGCAGUGAAUGUGGUGCAUUUGUUUAAUUUUAACUAGUUAGUUUGUAUGUUUUAAUGAAUAAAUAAUAAUUAGAUCAUUACAA